This is a messenger RNA of Aethina tumida (small hive beetle), 1464 nucleotides long. RefSeq names its product stromal membrane-associated protein 1. Gene Ontology annotation, molecular function: GTPase activator activity; metal ion binding. The record is from RefSeq and is a predicted model, not a curated record. The transcript has 6 exons. Lineage: Eukaryota; Metazoa; Arthropoda; Insecta; Coleoptera; Nitidulidae. Bases 79 to 1437 code for a protein of 452 amino acids.
UUGUAAAUGGCAACCACCCUCUGUUGUCAUUUACGAAACGUUGUUGUGUUUUAAAUAAAUAAAUUUUUAAUAUAGAAAAUGACUUCGAAGACGGACAAGGAUAAGGUGAAGCAAUUGCAAGAUAAGUGCCAAUCGGUUUUGAACGGUUUAUUAAGGGAUGAAGACAAUAAAUAUUGUGUGGAUUGCGAUUCCAAAGGACCUAGAUGGGCAUCUUGGAAUAUAGGCGUAUUUUUGUGUAUAAGAUGUGCAGGUAUACACAGGAACCUGGGUGUUCACAUUUCCAAGGUGAAAUCAGUGAAUCUGGACACUUGGACUCCAGAGCAAGUGGUUUCAUUGCAACAAAUGGGGAACUCUAGGGCACGCGCAGUGUAUGAAGCUAAUCUUCCAGAUAAUUUUAGGCGACCCCAGAGUGACUCCAGCUUGGAGACCUUUAUCCGUGCGAAGUACGAACAUAAAAAAUAUAUAGCAAGAGAAUGGGUGCCACCAGCCUUACCCAAAGUCAAUUGGGAAAAAGAGAUUGAUGAGGAAAUUGAGAAACAGAAGCGUAAGAAAAAGACUAUCGUUGAAAAGAAAUCAUUAGGUAACGUAGAAGUGCCACAGCUGCCCAAACCGAAAAAUCCCAGUCCUAAACCAGCUAGAAGUGUGAACAAUACUAUAGAAAAUAAAGAGAAAAAAGAUGGAGAUUUAUUAGGUUUACAAAAUGGAGAUGACAGUUUCAGUGGGUUUUUAUCUGCUUCAACUGAAGAGAAAAAAGAGGAGAAACCUGCAACUACUGUCGACACUACUAAAAAUGAGGAGGAAAGCUUUUUCAAUCAGACUGUUCCCACGGAAAAAGAAAAAGUCAAAUUGACAAAAGAUAGUAUUUUAGCUUUGUAUGGAAGCAUGCCCUCCACAAACAACUUCAAUCAGUUCCAAGCUCCUACCCAGGUGCAGUAUCCGACAAAUUUCCCAGUACAAACCAGUAUGCCUGCACAACAAGGAAAUUAUCAAGCGUUUGGCGGUUUUCCACAGCCUCCCGUUCAGUCGUAUCUUGUACAAAACGGCAUGCAACAGUUUCCCGCGAAUGCAGGGACGGGUCAGUGGCCCCAGACGCAGACUGCUAUUCCGCCUGCCAAUCCUCAGCCCCAGGUUUGGAAUAAACAAGGACAGUUCCCUGUGCAAAAUCAGGUGCAAUACAUGAACCAAUUUCCCACAUCUCAGGCUCAGUAUCAAAAUGGUCCGGCAACGCAGUUUUCAAAUUUCCAGAGCAAUUCGCAAAUGACGCCUGCAACUAAUCAAUUUGCGCAGUUCCCUGCUCAGUCGCAGCCUUUGUAUAAUCAACCAAAUCCAUUUUUCAACAACCAGACGUCGAGUUUACAGCAGCAGUUGGGUAAUUUAAGUUUGAAUAGUGCUCCUGCGAAUGGAGCGGCCACUUUGACCACAAAUAUAUGGCAGUAAAAUUGUUAAUAAAAAUAUGUCGUUUAA